AUGGCAGACUACCAGUGCCCUGCCUGCUACGAAGUCAUGGGUACCAGUCCCAAGUGUGCACCGAUGGCACUGAAGUGUGGACAUAUAAUAUGUGCGACUUGUCUUCCUAAAACGGUCAAACGCGGUCAAGCCAAUCACAUCUGUAGCAUGUGCCGCAAGGAGUGUACUCCCGAUGCUGUCGUUAGGAUCUAUUUACCCACUCCUUCUCGCACUCUUGUCUCUGGCCCAUCGAUAUCAACCUCUCCGGCUCGGAACUCUCGACGUUUGCUCUCAGAAGAACAGAUGAGACGGGCUCAUGAGAUCGCCAACGCCGCAUCUCGUGCUGGAGUUGAUAGUCGGGGAUUAGAUCUACAGCACAUUGUCACGUCUGGGGAACAGUGGUAUUUAGAGGUCGACGCACAAUCUGUUCAUCCUAAAGAUACACUGGAUACACUGGCUGACGCUCUUCAAGAUCUCCGACAAAAGCUUGUCUAUGCAACUCGAGUUGAUAGCCUGAAGCAGCGCCUCAACCAAUUCAAGCUCGAGGUUGACAUGCAGAAAAAUGCAACAAUGAAUGCUGAACAACGCCUUCGUCAUAGCGAAAUGGAUCUUGCUCAAGCAAAGCGUGAAGCUGCUCAAUGGGAGAAACGUAUCAAGAGGGCUGAAACACUGGCUGCCCAGUGGGAAAAACAGGCUAAUUCGACAGAAGACCGGAGAUAUACAGAAUCGGUCCGAGCCGAGGGUGCCAUAAACAUUCUUCGGUCUCAAGUUGGUGUGCUACAGAAGGAACUUCAGGAACAGAGCCGACGGAAGAUUGCAUACAAGAAGAAAUACUAUGCUGCAAAGGAGCAAAACAAAUCUACCAACAAAUGUUCGAAAUGUUGCGGUCCUGUUUUGGAUGACGAUCUACUCGAAAUCAUGUCAUCGACAAGCACGGCCGACGAAGCAGAGGUAUCGAAUGCCUUUUCCGUGCCCAUACUUUCCGACGAACGACUCAGCCCGCCUAUUGAUGGUUCGGGGCGAAUCAGCCCACCAAACAGUCAAGGAGAAAGUGAUGAUGAUUCCCAAACUGUUAUUUAUGGCCCUCCGCCAACUCAGCCUCUCCACGAAUCCAAGAAGCGCAAGCUCUCAGACGCCUCCAUAGCGUCUACUUCUUCUGUAAUGAGCACGCUACCCUCUUUGACACCCGAAGAACAGAGCGCUAAGGAAUUCGCGCUGGACUCCCGGCUCUCAAAUCGAUACAAGACAGCUUGUCAAGAAGGCGUGAAAGAAGGGUGGGUGGCGCCCGACUGGAAAGCAAAGGCAAUCCUUCGUGACCGGGUCAAGGAGGUGAGGCGAGCCGCAAAGCGCAUGCGCAACGAAUCGGGCAAGGAGGUUGGCACCAGUGCUGGGAACACUGAUCAAGUCGCUUCGUUGCCUGCUAAGCAGGGAGCCCGCUUGAUACGAUCAGGCCGGGCCUGA
Messenger RNA from Rhizoctonia solani, 1440 nucleotides. RefSeq lists its product as uncharacterized. The coding region runs from base 1 to 1440 and encodes 479 amino acids. The record is from RefSeq and is a predicted model, not a curated record. Lineage: Eukaryota; Fungi; Basidiomycota; Agaricomycetes; Cantharellales; Ceratobasidiaceae. The transcript has 4 exons.